GCCAGGAUGGAGGAAAUCUCUCAGCUUUUUGGAACCAUGGGGCGAGAACGCUCCGACACCCACUCCACACAGUCGACGGGCACCAAACUCGCCCUUCGCCAUCGGCUCAACCAGCUGAUGACGUGCGUUGAUGACUUGGACCCCAGGCACGGGCUGCAUGACAAAAUGGUCCAGGCACUGGAUAGCGCCUUCCUCGUCUGCGGCAAGAGAGCCAACAAGCCGAAAAAGGACAAAUUCAGGCUUCACAUGGUGACGUGGAACGUGGCCACAGCCGAUCCCCCGGAUGACCUGACCUCGCUUCUCCAUUUGAACUCCCCAAAGAGCCCAGACCUCUACGUCAUCGGUCUGCAGGAGGUUUACUCAGGACCGAUGAGAUUCAUGUCUGACACGUUAUUCGACGACCCGUGGAGUCAACUGUUUAUGUCCACGCUGGCACCACUGAAUUAUGUGAAGGUUUCAUCCAUCCGAAUGCAAGGUCUGCUGCUGCUCUUCUUCUCCAAACUGGAGCACGUUCCCUUCAUCCGAGACAUCCGGGCAACGUACACACGCACCGGCAUUAUGGGUUACUGGGGUAACAAAGGUGGCGUGUCUGUGCGUCUGUCUUUCUACGGCCACACGACCUGUUUCCUCAACUGUCACCUGGCUGCUCACAUGAAAUACGCCACAGAGAGAGUGGACGAGUUUGAGCACAUCAUCAGCACGCAGACCUUUGACUGUAAAAAGGCUCAGACAGUCCUGGACCACAGGCUGGUGUUCUGGUUCGGGGAUCUCAACUUCCGGAUCCAGGACCACGGCAUGCACUUUGUCCGCACCUGUAUCAGCGACGAAAAGUACAACCUCCUCUGGAGCAAAGACCAGUUGACCAUGUUGAAGAAAAAAGAGGAGAUGCUCCAGGAGUUUGAAGAAGGACCUCUGGACUUUCAACCCACGUACAAGUUUGACAGAAACACGGAUAUCUACGACAGCAGGCGCUACAGGACAUGGUUUGGCUUUAACGGUAAGAAGCGUAAGCCUGCGUGGACCGACAGGAUCCUGUGGCGCCUGCGACCUGCAGCCCCACCCCCCGAGGAGCAGGAUGAAAGCGAUGUUGGGGAUGUGAGGGAGCUCAGGCAGUUGGAGGAGGACGAGGAGUACCCCCUGAAAGUCAGACAGGAGUUCUACACCAGCAUAAUGGAGUACAGCGUCAGCGACCACAAGCCUGUCAUCGGCAUCUUCACUUUGGUGCUGAGGAAGAUUCAAACGACUCCUCUGGUGCGACUGCAGCCAGAGGGCGACUGGAGUGCCGACAUUGAUUCGAUGGUUCUCUACAGCCCUCUGCAGCCUUUCCCUUCCAGCACGUGGGACUGGAUCGGACUCUAUAAGGUUGGAUUCACCAACGUGUCAGAUUACAUCACCUACACGUGGGUGAAAGACGACGAAGUGGCGUUCAAUGAAGAAGUCAUACAGGUUUAUGUGGACAAAGAGGAAAUCCCCGUGCAGGGAGGAGAGUGCGUGCUGUGUUAUUUCUGCAGCACUCUGCAGAGCAUCAUUGGAGUCAGCGAACCAUUCAAGGUCCACGAGUCCAAGGUGGCCAUCGAGGAAGGCUUGCUGCCAGAGAAGAUCAACGGACUUGACCAAAAGGUAGUGAGGGAAGAUGUUUGGAACUGAUGCACCAGAACUCACAGGUGUGCCAGGAGGUGGAAAAGGACCUGGACUCUCAGAACCACAACAAGGCUUUUGAAUUAAUGUGUUUCCCGCUGUAGAAGCAGCCAUGGACGUGCUGCCUUCACACGCCAUUACUCAUCCACGCCCACUUCUCUAACGGAGUGGCUCAAAGUUACUAAAGAUGUUUUCACACAUGCAGUAAAACCCUGAGAAUUUCUAGAACAUUUCAGGACAGUCUGUCCCUGAAGUCUUCCCCAGUAAUCCCUCCCGACCAUAUAAUGAUAGUUUUAUUCUUUCAUAUUAAAGAUAGUCAGCAGCUUCUUCCUUCAAAAUAAAAUAGAGCAUCUUUUGCCUUCAAAAUAAAAUAGAGCAGCUGCUUCCUUCAAAGCAAAAUAGAGCAGCUUCUUCCUUCAAAGUAAAAUAGAGCAGCUUUUUCCUUCAAAAUAAAAUAGAGCAGCUUCUUCCUUUAAAAUUAAGUACUAAAGUAAAGCUGCUCCAUCGUUCCUUCUGGGCCUCCGUACAUGUGAGGUGGUGACUGUGUCUGCAGAGACUCUGUCCUCUGACUGGAUUUUACUGUUCUGCUUUGUUCUGGUUGACUUGGGACGUUUCUGGGCGGAGCUGGUGUGUUUCCUCCAGCCAAUAACAGCGUAGCAGGUGAGUUUAGGAGUGGAUACAAUUCAGGGAUUGGAAGAGACGUGGACGUAGCAGCAAAGAAGAGAAAAUAUAAUCACAGUGAGGUGAAACACCAAGCGGAUAAAGCUCGUUCUAAAUCGAGGGUGAACCUUGUGUUGGCUUUUACCCGUGGACGUGGAGUUGGUCUGCUUCCUGUUGGACAGGCAGGUUAGCUUGUGCUAGCGUGCGUUAGCUUGCAGUGCAGGUACAGGCAGUAAACAUUCACACUACAUCCUGCAGGGGGCGGGGCUUCUGUGGCCGAUGAGCCCAGGAGGAGGGGCCCAGUUUGAUGGUUUGAAUGUGUUUUACUGAUUGUUUUUACUGACUAGAAAAGAACAGAAUAGAGUCUGACGCUGCUUUAUUACCUGCCCCCCUCCACCUGUUCACUCAGGGUGAACUUUUCAAAAUAUUACUUUUAUAGCUGCUUCAGCCCGACUUCAUGUCGAGGGUUUAGCAGCAGGCUGAAGUCUGGAACACUCACACAUGCAGGUCAUCCCAAAUGUUUCAGUACAUUUUCAGGAGUUUUGUGCAUGUGUGAACAGAUCUCAACACGUGUGUGGUCGGUACCUUCUUUUCAUGGUUCUGACUGCCACGGAAACUUUGAGCGCCCCGUUAACAGCUGAUUUCAAACCUGUGUACUAGAUGAACUGCAUGGUUUCUGAUUGGUUAAGAAAGAAGGAGGAUAAAAAACAAGGUGAAGUACGUUGUUGUAAGACCCGCUGCUCUGUGGGGACAGACGGCGUUCAGGUGUUCACAGGUAAAAUCAUUCACGCCAUGUCCAGGUUGAAAUGUUUCUGCUGCUUCACGGUGCUGACAGAAGAAGAUGGACAAUUUAAGUUGGUCUCGUUUAGAAGGCCAACCACUGUAACGACGAAAAGGGAAUUAACGAGGCUGAUUGGCCGACCCUUGUUUACAUGAUGUUCAGUAAACAAAUCAAUGAUUGGUUCUUACCGAGCGAAUAGGACGAGAUCUUCAGGGUGUCCUGAGGCCGAUCAAAAGAUACAGGGCUUGUGUGCACGUUCGUGAUGCUGGAUCGGAUUUUCAACAGGAAAUUUCAGCUGGACUUAAACAGUAUGUAACUCUGACCCCGUAGUGUUUAAAAUGGGUACUACAGUCUAAAUUCUAAACAUUGUAGAGAGCUGUCUCUCUCCCCCCCCUCCAGAGUCGAUUGACCUCAUGUCUCAGUGAUUGAUCAUUUAAGCUUUAAAUAGAAAAGAGCUUCUAAAAUCAACGUGUAGAAAAAGACGUGAGGUAUGAAGAGACUCAGAAACAUCCGUUCUUUACCACCGCUAUCCGUGUCGCUGGAGUUUAGUGUAGUGAAGGAAACAAAGGGUUAAAUGGGUAGGACUUGUUCCUCUGCUGUACUGUUUCAUAGCGCAGAGGCUUUCUAUGCUGGAUUGAAACCCAGUUCAAGAGCUAGACUUUCAGCAGGUCUCGAGAGAGAACUAUUAACAUUAUCGAGAAGAUGAACGGCUUCAUUCGUUCCUGCUUUAAUAUUUUUUAUCACCUUUAAAAACUUGUUUUCUCUGGAAGUGUGCAGAGAGUAACUCGUCCCACAGCGAUGAUCUGUGACGGCUGCAGGGCGGGUUCAGCCACCAUGAUGGAUCUGGUCACUAUUGGAAUGAACUCCAGUCGCUCCUGGACGACUUGAAAACAGAUUUAUAUUUUUGAACUUUUUGUUGUGGUGGGGCCGGCGUUCUGUCGCUCGCUCUCUUAGCUCCUCAGCACUGUUGUGUUUUAAUCUUUGAUUUCUUCUUUAGUUUGCUGGUUAUGGAAACAAAGAAAGAGAUGGUACGCAGUUUAAACGUUUAUGUGCUGUCAUGUUAGUAUUAUGGGAUGCACGAUAUGAACGCUAUUAGACCGAUAAUGACCUGCUCCUGAUGGAUUCGGUUUAGUAACAGUAUAUGUAUGUAUCUUCUUUAAUAAGUCUUUGGGUCAGUUAUCAAAUACUUGUGUAAAAUAUAUUUAAUGAAGACGAGAUGGUCACUCGACUGGAAAGUAACUGAGCAUGUACGUUAAUCACCGCUCAACACUCUGCAGAGUGAUGAUGCUUAUUGUAAUCCAUAAUCUGCUGGUGAAAGAGAACUGGCUGGCUGGCUGAUUAAUCAGUCGGACUCUCUUUAUGAUGUCAUUAUUAGAAGAAUUAAAAAUGAUAACAUAUUCCUGAUAUCGGCGGAUUAAUGAUGUGAACAGAAUAUCGUGCAUCCCUGCUUCACGUGGUGCCUUUGGAAUGAUUGUUUUGUUGCUGUUGACGUUCUGUAACCUGCUGCUUCUUGUCGUUAAUACUUUUUAAUAAUCGAUCUUAAUAUGGUGAGAUUUUAUGACCUCUGUUUAUUCCUCCUGAUUUCAAAUACUGCUGUUUUAUCUUUGAUCCACACGAGGGCGAUCUCUUCUGGUGUUUUUAUUAUCAGCCUGCAGGAUUUAAAUAUUUUAUUAUCUUCAAGAGAAAUAAACUGUAACAAAGAUUUAUACCUUUGUAAGUUCAAAUAUUAAAAACAUCACACUGGA
Labrus mixtus (cuckoo wrasse) is the source of this 4824-nucleotide messenger RNA. RefSeq names its product inositol polyphosphate 5-phosphatase K-like. Gene Ontology annotation, molecular function: inositol bisphosphate phosphatase activity; phosphatidylinositol-3,4,5-trisphosphate 5-phosphatase activity; phosphatidylinositol-4,5-bisphosphate 5-phosphatase activity. Gene Ontology annotation, cellular component: cytoplasm; endoplasmic reticulum; plasma membrane. Lineage: Eukaryota; Metazoa; Chordata; Actinopteri; Labriformes; Labridae. Gene Ontology annotation, biological process: negative regulation of peptidyl-serine phosphorylation; negative regulation of insulin receptor signaling pathway; phosphatidylinositol dephosphorylation. The transcript has 13 exons. Bases 7 to 1647 code for a protein of 546 amino acids. The record is from RefSeq and is a predicted model, not a curated record.